This is a messenger RNA of Anolis carolinensis (green anole), 4358 nucleotides long. It is a transcript of the gene ttll7, whose product is annotated as tubulin tyrosine ligase like 7. Gene Ontology annotation, biological process: protein polyglutamylation; microtubule cytoskeleton organization. The transcript is spliced from 21 exons. NCBI's taxonomy places the organism in Eukaryota, Metazoa, Chordata, Lepidosauria, Squamata, Anolidae. Bases 249 to 2891 code for a protein of 880 amino acids. The record is from RefSeq and is a predicted model, not a curated record. Gene Ontology annotation, molecular function: tubulin binding; tubulin-glutamic acid ligase activity. Gene Ontology annotation, cellular component: cilium.
CCAGCCAGUCAGUCAGUCAGUGCCCGGCAGAUGCGCUGAGGGGGAGAAAGGAGGAGAAGAAGCAGGUUCCUGAGGGAGACCACGGUGCUGGCAAGCACCUGUUUCUUUUUUGGAACUGGGUUUCGUCACAGUCUUGAACUGACAUGGUAUGACGACGACCUUUGAGGGAAUUGGCUUGCAAGGCCUUCUAAGCUUCCUGAGCACCUGUGACAGGAUUUGGGCUCUGCUAUUGUGACAUCCCAGAGAUAAUGCCAUCCUUGCCCAAUGAGGGAGAUAACCAAGGAAAUUCUUCUCUGACUUUACGCUCAGACCUUUCUUUCCAAAGCACAAUAAGAAGAAAAGUCAGAGAGAAGAAAAAGCACGGGACCAUCACUGCAAAUGUUGCUGGCACAAAAUAUGAGAUUGUCCGGGUAGUAAUAGAAGAAAUGGGGUACCUCAAGACUCGGGAUGAAGACGAGACUGCAAAUCUCAUCUGGAGUGACUGUGCUGUACAGCAAGAAAAGAUUGCUGAACUCCGAAACUAUCAGAGAAUCAACCAUUUUCCAGGAAUGGGUGAGAUCUGUAGGAAGGAUUUCUUAGCAAGAAACAUGACCAAAAUGAUCAAAUCUCUGCCUCAGGAAUACAGUUUUAUUCCUCGGACUUGGAUAUUCCCAGCAGAGUAUACACAAUUCCAGAACUAUGUGAAAGAACUCAAGAGAAAACGCAGACAGAAAACGUUCAUAGUCAAGCCAGCUAAUGGGGCAAUGGGGCAUGGGAUCUCCCUUACAAGAAAUGGAGAAAAGUUGCAUUCUCAAGAACACCUGAUAGUCCAGGAAUACCUUGACAAGCCCUUUCUUAUGGAAGGCUACAAAUUUGAUUUAAGGAUAUAUAUUCUGGUGACUUCUUGUGAUCCUUUAAAAAUAUUUUUAUAUCAUGAUGGGCUAGUGAGAAUGGGCACAGAGAAAUAUCAUCCUCCCAAUGAUUCAAACCUGAGCCAGCUGUAUAUGCACCUGACCAACUACUCCGUGAAUAAGCAUAAUGAGAAUUUUGAACGGGAUGAAACCGAAGAUAAAGGCAGUAAGCGCUCUAUAAAGUGGUUUACUGAGUUUCUGCAAACAAAUCACCUUGACGUUUCCAAAUUCUGGAAUGAUAUUUCAGAAUUAGUGGUGAAGACACUCAUAGUAGCAGAGCCACAUGUCCUUCAUGCUUACCGUAUGUGUAGACCAGGGCAGUCUCCAGGAAGUGACAGUGUUUGCUUUGAAGUUCUUGGUUUUGAUAUUCUGCUGGACAGAAAACUCAAGCCAUGGCUCCUAGAGAUUAACCGAGCCCCAAGCUUUGGUACUGACCAAAAAAUAGACUAUGAUGUGAAAAAAGGUGUUCUGCUCAAUGCAUUAAAGCUUCUCAAUAUCAGAACAAGUGAUAAAAGGAAAAAUUUAGCUAAGCAGAAAGCAGAGGCUCAGAAGAGACUUUAUGGUCAAGGUUCAAUGAAAAGGUUGUCACCUGUGUCUUCUGAUUGGGAAAAGCAACGACGGUCCUUAGAAAGAAGGAGAGAAGAACUGAAAGAGACACUUGCACAAGUACGCAAACAGAUCUCCAAAGAAGAACAUGAAAAUAGGCAUAUGGGAAAUUACAGGCGGAUUUAUCCUCCUGAUGAUAAGCUGCUGCUUGAAAAAUAUGAAACUCUUUUAGCUGCUGCCUUUCAGACAUUCCUCUCUGGGAGAGCAGCGUCACUUCAACGAGAAAUGAACAACCCUUUGAAAAGGAUGAAGGAAGAAGAUAUAUUGGAUCUUUUAGAACAAUGUGAAUUGGACGAUGAGAAACUAAUGGGAAAAUCCAUCAAACCACGUGGACCAAAGCCCUUGUAUUCCAUGCCAGAGAGUGCACAGUUCGUGAAGAAAAGCAAGAAUUACAGCAGUGGCAGCAGCUGUGAAAGUAGCAGUGAAAUGUCCGAUUGGGAGGAGGAAGCUGAGAAAGAAGAUGAAAAUGGAAAGAAAGAAAAGAAUGUCUCAUUUGAUCUUGAAGAUAGGAAAUUGCUAGAACGAUCUAGCCGAAUGCACUGGAAGCGACCUCUUAAAAAAGUCCCAUCUUAUUCAUCUGCUCCCACAGCCGCAGGUCCUAUCAGACGUUCGCUCAGUUGCCCUCGAUCUAUUUCUGCGUUGACCAUGCAUGCCGAAAACCGCCCUUUUUCUGCCAAGCCAAUAGUACAGCUUUCCCGACAGUCUGCUGUGAAUAGGUCACACUCUUUAAACCGAGGUUCAUCUACAGUCAAAAUGUCUCACACUGCCAACCUGGGUACUGUACAUUCUUCUGUGGUUGAGAUGCACCAGAGAACAAAAGAACAAGAGGAAUCGCUAACAAAGGAGACUUUGGUAAUUUUCAAUGACAUGAAGAUCCGAUUCCCAGGGAAAACAAAUGAAGAAGCAGAAUUAAUAAUUGAAGAUAUUAUGGAUAAUUGGAAAUAUCACAAGUCAAAAGUGGCCUCAUAUUGGUUAAUAAAACUAGACUCUGCAAAGCAGCGAAAGGUUUUAGAUAUUGUAAAAGCAAGCAUUCGUUCAGUUCUUCAGCGUGUCUGGAGAGUUUCAGAUGUGGAAUGUUUACAUUUGUACCGACUUUUUAACCGUGUGUUUAAUCGCCUGCUAUGGAGCCAUGGCCAGGGGCUGUGGAACUGUUUCUGCAAUUCAGGGAGCUCCUGGGAGACAAUAUUCAGUAGAAGCACAGAAGCAGUGACUGCCGAUCAGCUCCAAUGUUGCCAACGAAUAGUUGAGCUUUGUAAACAGUGUGUGCUAGUGGUUUACAAAUACUCAGCUGAUUCGAGGGGGUCCCUCACUGGAAUGAACCCUGACUGGGAUGAUACAAGGAAGAAGUCAGGAUCCCCCAGGGUCCAAUGUAGCCCCAUCAACCUUGAGAGUUGACAGUACUCCCAAUGAUCUACAUUGCUCUUAUCAUCUGUGCUGGCUUAGUUAUGGCUUGGUUACAGCCAGAAAUAUUCAUCUAAUAAAAGAAUUGUUUCAUUUUGAUCUUUUAAAAAUAAAUUACUCAUUGAUCACAUCACUUUCUUUGUAAUUUUGAACACACACACACACCUGUUGACUUAGCAAGUGUAAGGACACUUUUCAGUUAAUUAUAGCACUGAGAACAUAUUUGCUUCUGAAGGAAACCCACCGGUUUGUAGCUGUUUGCUCUAGUUUUCUGAGUUUUCUGCUUGGUCUGUUCUUACACAUAGCACCUUGUGUAUAUUUGCUAUGUGUAAGGCAUCUCGAUCAUUGAGUUAACCUGGGAAUGGCUGUAUGUAGCUCAGGGUCAGUUAGAAGGGAGAUUGCUGGUAUUUGAAGGAGAGCAGAAGAAAGAUUGAUCCUCAGUGAUUUCAACCUUAUGAAAUAAAACAUCCCUGGACUUGUCUCAUUCUCUGUGGACCAACUCUGCUUCUUCAGGGCAAAGGUGACUUUUGUUCCUUUAAGUGAUUCACCAGACAGUGAAGACACUAAAAUACAUUAAAAGGCAGCCUGCAUUACCAAAAUGGUAAGUCUAAAACUAGCGCAAGUUGAAAAACAAUGAUAACAGAAUGGGAUUUCUCAAUAGCCAUAUGUUAAUUUACAUCAGCUAAAGUAAAUCUAUAACCCAAAGGCAACAGUUUUCUGUAAUUCAUAGAGGUGGACCAAAUGCAGUUUAUCAAAUGAUUUUACACUGCAAUUUCUAGCAGCCCUCGUGAAGGAUGACGGGAUUUACAGUUCAGCAAUAUCUGGAGGGUGACAUUUCACACAUGGCUCCGCCAGAUAAUAAGGAUAUGUGGAUGUUUAUGACAAAAAGAAAGUUAUCCUCUUGUGGAUAACUUGCCAUAAAUCUGUUAUUUUUAGUUCCAUUCUAAAAUCAAUUUUUAUCAUGCUGGCUGGCAGAUUCAGGGAGCCCAGAACCCACACAUUUUUUUUUCUGGAACAGAAAGUGAUUUUUUGAAAUUUCAAAGCACUAAAUUGAGGAGUUAUAUCUUGUGCUCUUUAAUGUUUCUGUCCUAGCUAGUUGGGAGGAUUCACUGAAAAAUUGCCACUUUAAUUUCUGUGGCUAAGAAUUAUCUUUUGAUUUCCACCGAUUGCAUCUAUUUACUAAAUAGGAUUUCUAAAUGCCAAGUACAAAUUCAAAACCUCUUCAAAGCUUUACAGAGUAUUCUAAGAUUGUUUGGGACAAUAGGUAGCAAUAUCCUUGGGAACUGAAAUGUGUUUGCUAUUCUGUCAUGUAAAUGUUGCCACCAGCCUCACAUGAAUUGAUGUCAGCUGGGGGGGGGGGGGGGGAGUAUGUGUUAGGGAAGAUAACUCUUCCACAGGGAAACAAACUUGUGUGUUGAAUAUGUUAUCACUAGUUGCAUAAUAAACCCAGUUGAAUGAGCA